AUGAGCGCAGGAGAGUCAUUCCAAAUCGAGAUUCCAAAUUUCGAAGAAGAUGAAGACUACGGGAACCUGAUCACUCCCAUGCCGCAUGGGCACCACCGACCGUUCUUCGACUCCGACUCUCCGCUUCCUAGUGCAGGAUCAUUUGGCGGUGGGGCUUGGGCAGCGGAUGACUCUCCUUCUGGACCGGUAGGCCGUUUCCCACCCAGGCACGGGAGAGGGGACUCGGUAUCGAGCGAUAUGUCACUGCAUUCGCUCUCUUCGCGCUCCGUCAGGUCCCCCCCUGCUCUCACUCCGGCAUCGACAAGUUCUACCUCCCUCCCACGUCUCCAGGGCCACGCGAGCAGCAGCAGCGUCGCCACCAACGCGACGGGAGGCACUCCAAGCAAGAAAAGCAGUUUCGCGAGCCUCAGAGCUGCAAUGAAGAGCGUACGCGCGUUCGCAGAAUCCUCGGAACGCGUCCCUCCCGUCCCGGCGCUCAACUUGCGAGACAAACCCUCCGCUUCGGUAUCUGCUUCUGUUACACGAGAGGGAGAGAACGGCACAUACCCCGAGCUGCGCAAUCCGUUUGCGAAACAGCCGCGUAAUGAUACACCUCGUGCUGGGAGCCCAGCAGCAAGCGUGAAGAGUAAUGUGAAGAAACGACCUACUUUAUCCUCUCGUUCCCGCCCUGGAACAGCACAGAGCCAGCAAAGUCAGCAAAGCGCGAACUCUGGGCAAGGAGGAGAACAAGGGCAGCACGCGAAUCGUCCAAGUGCAGGACUGUCAACAAGCAGUGGUCGUCCUCCUGGGAACUGGGCGUUUACGCACAGUGCUGCCAGUAGCUGGGCAUACGAUUCCGACCCGUCUGAGCCUGUGCCUCCCGUGCCUAAGCUACCACGAUCUGUUGGCAUGCGCGCGACUGGCCUGCAGACUGCGGUCGGGGUGGACGAAGCUGUCGGUUUGGGCGCGGCUGCUGUUGGUGGAGAAGGGGAACCCCGUACACCUGGAGAACUAGCGCUGCACGUCGUGUUCACCCAAUUUGUUGCUAAGGUAGAGGAUAAGAUGCGCAAGAUUUUGGACUUCAGCUUGGAAAAGGACCCUUCAGUCGCCUCCGUUUUCGGCCGGAAAGUCGAUCCCACCCUAGACGCCCUUCUCCUCUCCCUAGCACAUAUCGCAGUACGCAACGCUGGCCCUGUAGUAGAAGCACUCAUGCGCUGGCGAAAGACACAGCGCGAAUCUGUGCCGCUUGAUAUCGUUGAGAAGGCGCUGCAGGCUACCGGAGGGAAGGGGAGCACGGGGGGUGAGGCGCGGGGUAUCCUCAACCAGCGAAAGCAUGUGGCAUCCAUCUAUGUCUUCUCGCGCGCGUUGCUUGUCCUCAUCCAGACAGUGACCAAAGACAGCCUUCCCUCCUCUCUCGCAACUCAACUCGAGCAUACCAUUUUCGCUGAAUAUCGCGAUCUAGACCCUCGCGCGCUCGCCCAGUCUUCGAACUGGAAAUCCAUCGGUUCUCUGUACUCCGAAGUGCUUGGUGCGAUGGCAGAUGCGCACUUUGAGAGCGUGACGGACGAGUUCCUCUCUGCGAUCUCCUCCCUCUCAUCAGACCAAGGAGAAACAGACGCACGUGUCGAGCAUCUCCUUCGUGGACUGAAACACGUGAAGCUCCGUGUCUGGCCGCCAGAGGCGUUCGAGGAAGCUGCCGAGUUCCUAGCUGCCUUCGCGGGCCAGUUUGCGAAUGCCCACGGACAGUCGAUCAAAACUGCGUUCGCGGAGGCACUGACUGGGCUUAUACACCCUGUACGGAAGACUGCAGGCGCGGAGGUCAACCAUCCUCUGUGGUCGAAAGCUGUACAGUCGAUCUAUCCGAGAGCGUUCAGUAUGAUGUCGAAGCCGCGUUACUGGACGUCUGCGCUCCCACUCACGAUAACAAGUCUCUGCGGUGCCCCUACAGACUUCUUCCUCAAGCAUUGGCAGGCAUGUUUCGAUAUAUGCGUGGGGAAGCUGAAGGACAAGGCUGCACGCGUGCUUGCACUCAAUGGUAUCUGCCGCCUCCUGUGGACAUAUCUCUAUAGAGCAGGAGAAUCCAUAUCGACAAGCCUCAAGGUACUCGAAAACUGCAUUCGAGCACUUCACCCACCCAAUCGCCCUAUCCAGCUCACCCCAGACGAGCCACUUCAUUUAUUCGUCUACGUACUCCAGCUCGCCUGUGGCCGGCAUUUCGACUUUGGGAAAGAUCUCAUUUUGGACCACCUCCAGGAUGGGUCCGCUGGCUCCAACGCAGCCUCUGGCGCCCUCCAGUCACCAGAGAAGAUGACGAUUGCACUGCGGGCUGCGGUCCUCGCCCUCCGAGGGAUGGAAAGUGAUACUCCCCCUGCCUGGCCGAUAUCACACGACUUCUCCCUCUGGGUGAUCGGAGAGGAGCUUCCUGCUUGGUCUGGUUCCCUCUCCGACCAGACGCUCGCCAAGCCUGGCGUGCGAGAGUUCGUUGACGGCCUCUCACCCUUGGUCAUGAAGAUCACUUCUAUGUGCGACCGGCUCGUCGGAGGCAUGUUCGUUUCGGAUGACAGUUACUCGUACUCCCACCAGGCGCCGAGUUAUGAGGAACGGGAGUAUCUAGUCGUGAGGCAGAAUGGGUCGAGGAUGGUUGCGUAUCGGAAGGAUUUGGCACCUGCGAUGGAACUGCUUAGAGCGUGCUACGAGGCCCUUCCGACGCUUUGGAACAAAGCCAACAAGUUGUCCUCCACACUCGGAAGACUUGUCGAUGCGGUCGCUCAUGUCAAUCCUCUGCUUGGUCAAACGGCCAUCGACGCGCUGCAGAAAUUUGCCACUGCAACCGGUGAUGAGACGAGCGUCCUUCUCACUAUCACUCGUUGGCUGUUUGCCUCUGAAGCUAUUCUUCAAUCUAGAGCUGCCAUUGACCUUAUGUGCGAGCAUCUACCUCUCCUCGAAGUUUGGUCGAAUAUGAUCAAGAAGUGGGCCGAAAAAGUCGGAGCGUCUGGUGAAACGAACGCUGAGAUUCCGUUUGUCAAGCCGGAGGCAGCCGCCCAGCUCAUAGGACACGUUGAAGCAGGCUGUCUGUUCUUGAUCUGCUCAGCCAAGCUGCAAGCUCGUGAAACGGCUCUGAAUGUCAUGCGCCUCAUCGCCAAUUUGCCCGAUCUGUAUCAACCUGAAUCGCCCGCAUCUACAACGCCGUUCAGAUUAAUGAAUGCACUCGAAGGAAAGAUUGGCGAGGCAGAUUAUCUGGCACAAAGUGAGCGGGCAAUGAACUUAGUCGAUGAGGAGCGAAUCAACAAAUGGCUCGAUCGAGGAUUUGGACGCAAUCUAGUAAAGCUAAUAGAGGACGACGGCACAGAUCGUUUCUUAUGGCGCUUAAUCUUUCCUCCGUUCCUGCGCGUUUUGAUAGAGAAGCGUCCGCACUUCAUCAGCACCUUCCGAUCAACUCUCGCCGCUGCUGUCGCGAGAACGCAUCCAAUCGUCUCCAGCCAUGCUGGUAUCAGCACUAAAGCCGUUUCCGCCACCAUCAGAAGUCCGAUCAACCAAGUCAGUUUCACAGACUCACAGCAAGCUUCGGUGCAGUGGAUAUCAUGGGUUCUGGCCUUAUCUGCUACCGCCAUACCUACGGAUACGCCAUUACCAACUCGUGAACAUGCUAGACAUGGUUCGGAGCCGAUUCCUUUGCAGGACCGAAUCCUCACCAACCGCGGCCUGAUUCGGCUGUUAUUGCCUUAUCUUGAUGCCGAUACCCGGUGCCUACGAGAAGGUACAGUAUAUGCGUUGGGCUGUGUCCAUCCACGCACACUGCGUUCGGUCCUCGAAGACGCAGCAUCUGUGGUCAGAAAUAUUCACAUUGAAGCACACGCGGCAAUCUCGCAGAAACGCGCUAUGCAAAGAAACAGAGAGCAAGACAAGCUCCAUACUUCUGUUAUGCACGUCUUUCAGCUCAGCUCGGAUUGGGCAAAGCAUCCCUUGGCAGAUCGUGAUCAAAUCGUCCAGCUCAUGCUGACCUUCUUCGGCGGAUCUCUAGCUUUCUUUAAGGAUGCUGUAUCGCGGAAAGAUCACGAGCUCUUGUCUUUGCGGAAGCACUUCUGCGGAUUUGUGGAGCAACUUAUGGAUGUGAUGCACUCCGACGGGCUAUGGACCAAGCCCGACGCUGAAGCUCUGCUACGUACCUAUCGCUAUUGUGAAGAAUGGUGCGAUUAUGAUUACCCGGCUCAGCAGUCAGACGCUUUUCUCGUUCGGUCGCUUGCAGAUUCGGCGACCCGAGCUAUUGCUUCUAUCACAUCGCACUCGGUGGUAUUUAGCGUGCGGCCCGUGCUGACCAACAGUCACCAAGGCCCUCAGUCUCUGGAGUACGCUGAUAUUUUCCGUUGGAUCAAGGAGAUGCUGCCCUCCACCUCAUUGACUGCUCGAAAGAGCGCCAAGACUGUCCUCAAAAACAUCUGCGAUCACAGUAUUUCGGAUGAGCGAAUGACUGGAACGCUCAUGGUCUCUUGCUUACCGUCUCGUCGAGAGCCCGCUAUUACGGCAAUUUUUUUCGACAUAAUCUCGGAUCAGAUUCUGGAAGAUUGUACGCUGCUGCCGACAGGCCGCCUAUUAUUCAUCUGCCUGUCAAAUCUUGUUCACCCGGAUGUUGCUUGCCGCAGGAAAUCGCUUUCUUGUCUUGAAACGCUCCUGCAAGUCUCUCAAAAGCCUCCCGCCCUAGCAAACUUCCGUUCAGCGGUAGAGGUUAUCCCCGAAGGCAGUCAAAUCCAAGCACAACGAGCCAUUUCAAGCGCGAUGGCUGCGGUCUUCCCGGAAUUUUCUAUCUCCUUUCUGUCAGAAUGCGCUUCACGAUUCUCACAAGGAUAUACCGAUGACGGCAACUCAAUGCUCAGCAUGCUGGAACCUUGGAUGGGCCACAUCAACCUGGUUGUUCCGGAGAAUGACGAUAAUACGGCGCCUGCCCGUGUUCUGAUCCAUCUGCUCUCUAUCAGCGCAGUGCAUCUGUCGCGCGAUUUUGCGGAUGAAGUUCGCUUUGCAGAUGAAGUUCGUGCCCUCUGGCAACGACUUGCCUGUGGACGGUUUGCCGAUAACUACCGCGCGAUCAUACGCAUGUGCAUCAUACAUACGAUCAGAUGUGGAAGAGAAGACUUCAUACGGAUCGUACAGGCAGGAAUUUCAGCCUUCUCCAUGACCUCAGUCGGCGUUGAUGCAUUUAAUUUUCUGUGCGAUUGGAUAGCAGUACAAACUGUUGCACUGUCCAAACUUGAAGAUCCUAUGGCACCCGCAACGGACGUUGCCUCUGAGCUGGACAACCUCUUUCCGCCUUCCGAGGACACCGUCAAGAUGUCAUCAGGUCAAGCCGCGUGCCUCCUCCUUUCCGACCUCGCCCUGACUGACGCAAGCGAGAUCGCUUCGCGAUUACCCCUGCUUCUAAAUACUCUUCUUAACCUUGUUGAUCACGAGCAAGCCCUGAUUCGCAUCGACGCCCAUAUGCUCCUUUUGCGGAUUUUACGACUAUGUUCUCUUCGAGAAGCCAGAUCACCGUACAAGCAGACACGGCUCUAUGAAAUUGAACAGCUACUUCGCAGUGACAGUGCGCACUUCGCUUGGAUGAACGACAGUAGAAGAUCCCGACCCGACCCACGGGGACUGGUCGCCGCUUUGUGCGAGCAAAUCAUCACGUUGCUGGAUCCUACACUCCCAACCCUACGGCAUGAUUGGCGUGAUCUAGCUCUGGAGUGGAGUGUUGUUACAUCGAGUCGUCAAGUUGCCCUUCGUUCCCUGCAAAUACUAUGCAUCUUACGCCUAGAGCUCAAUUACAACACCCUUGCUAUGCUUUUGGGUCGGCUUUCGAACAUUGUAUCUGACAACACAGAUCAAGGUAACGCCGUCGCGAACGAGAUCAUCCGUGGGCUCGUUUCUCUGUCAUCAGGGGUAUCACUGGAUCAAUUGUUGGAAUAUCCUCAGCUAUUUUGGGCGGGAAUCGCUUGCUCGUACUCGACAUCGAAACACGAAUUCGAAGAGGGUGUAGUGAUAUUGAACAAUCUUUUUGAAGUUCUAGAAAAAGCAAAGGUGGAAAAUCUCUUCACUUGCCUAAAUGCCAGGCCCGAUUUAUGGACAGGACCGAAUCUGACACUGUUCCAACUGCUCUCGCCAGGUCUUCGGUCGUCCUCCACCAGUGAAAUUACGUUCCAGUUGAUUGACCGUUUAUCCGGCAAUCCGAUGUCUCCUUUCUUUGAAGGUGACGACCUUCACCGGAUUAUUGCGGUGUCAAUACCCCGAUUCUUGGAGUCCAUGGAUAACCAAAGCGAUUCUGACGAUUGGAUCAAAUCUUACGCCACAAAAAUAUCUGCUAUCGCGGAACGCGUUGAAUGGCAUGGGAUGGUCCGUGUUCUCUCUUCUUUCGCUAAAAAUCGCUUCCGAAUACGGGAUGACUUUAUUCGACAAAUGAUUGGCUGUCUUCGCGAGCGCAUACCCAGCGGUGGAUGGCUUGAUACAAUCACAUUGCUCCUCGGACUCAUCUUCAAUAGUUCCGAAACAACGCGCGUCAACACUAUGGCUGUCCUGAAGCAGCUUUUCAGCAUGCCCGAUAUACGAGGACAAUUACCUUAUUUUGGCUCAGAACACCUUACCCCCUUGCUGAGAUUGCUGGGUACAGAGUUGGCCUCUCAAGCGCUCGAUGUGCUGGAUGAACCAAUGUCAGUCACAGGCGGCAUGCCUGCACGUCAGGUAGUUCGCAUGAGCCUGAUCAGUGGGCCUUCCUUGCGGCGACAGGAAGAGCGCGCACCAGGUAUCGUUUUCGGUAUACCAGAUGUAUCAGGGUGGUGCGUUGCGCAGCCAGAAACCAUGCGGACAGCAUGUCGCCAGAACAUCACCGCAUUGUACGAAGUCUGCAACAACAAGCGCAUCGAGAUCGCUAGAACGUCUGGCGUCGAUUUGUUUGGUCAAGACUACAUAAGCAACCCCGCUCAGUAUGGCCGACCUGAAUCUGUGUCGGGUUACAACGAUGAUGGUGAAGAUGCAUCAUUUGGGGAACUUGUGUCCACCCUAUACGAUCUCAGCAACUAUUUCGAGGAAGACCUUGACGGCGACGAAACGCUGCCGUCCUCCUCUUCCCUCGAUAGUAUGCGAGAUGCGGAGAGUCGCGUCGCCGCCAUUUUGUCGCGCUCAAUUUAUCCCAGCAGCAGUGAACGGACGCCUACUGGACCUACUAACGGCAAGCCUCCAUAUGGAGGCGAGCUAGCGGAACCUCCCACUCCAUUCAUAGAUCUGUUCAGCAUUGCUUCUCCAAUAGACGUCGGUCCUAGCUUUGGGCAGCAGUACGAGCAAGGAAACGAAGGAUACUUUGCCAACCUUCCUUCAACAGCAUUUUCCCACCAUGCCUCUUCAAGUUGGGAAAGCGAUGCUCCGUCCGAAUCGGACGCUUCCUCCAUAUUUGGUCUAGACGACCGAGAUGAUGAUCAUGUACAAUACUACACGAACCAGUAAUGAUUGGCUUGAUAGAUCGGCAUAUAAUCUAUGUACAAUAGACUAUUUCACUUAGAAUCAUGUAAUGUGU
Messenger RNA from Dacryopinax primogenitus, 7516 nucleotides. RefSeq lists its product as uncharacterized. Gene Ontology annotation, cellular component: cell cortex; site of polarized growth. Lineage: Eukaryota; Fungi; Basidiomycota; Dacrymycetes; Dacrymycetales; Dacrymycetaceae. The record is from RefSeq and is a predicted model, not a curated record. The transcript is spliced from 6 exons. Gene Ontology annotation, biological process: cell morphogenesis. Bases 1 to 7446 code for a protein of 2481 amino acids.